This is a messenger RNA of Bradysia coprophila, 1447 nucleotides long. RefSeq names its product Ubiquitin-specific protease 12/46 (gene Usp12-46). Gene Ontology annotation, molecular function: cysteine-type deubiquitinase activity. The record is from RefSeq and is a predicted model, not a curated record. Gene Ontology annotation, cellular component: nucleus; cytosol. Gene Ontology annotation, biological process: protein deubiquitination. Lineage: Eukaryota; Metazoa; Arthropoda; Insecta; Diptera; Sciaridae.
CUUAACAACCUAUGUAUGUGUGUUGUGUUUUACUAAACAAAUUUGUUAAAUCGCAAUCCCUAAAAAUUUUAUUAGUUUUUCAAAUUAUUAAUUAAUUCAUUGACUCUCGCAAUUUUAAAAUAUGUGAAGUGUUUGCGUCUUUGAGUAUACAAACGAAUACUGAUGCACUGAGAUCAAUUUUAAUUUAGGCAAACAAUUUGUUGGGAACAUGAACUGUGACCCAAUCGAAUUGAUAAAUUUAUAAAGUUAUUGCAAAUAAAAACUGUUACAAGACUCGUCAACUGGAGGAUGGGUGCGAAUGUUUCACAACUCGAACGAGAUAUUGGCUCCGACAAGUUUCCAGCUAACGAACAUUACUUUGGACUUGUAAACUUCGGCAACACCUGCUAUUCCAAUUCGGUGUUACAAGCACUGUACUUCUGCAAACCGUUCAGGGAGAAAGUGUUGGAAUAUAAAGCGAAAAAUAAGCGAACCAAAGAAACUUUGCUUUCCUGCCUGGCCGAUUUAUUUUUUAGCAUAGCUACGCAGAAGAAAAAAGUUGGUUCAAUUGCGCCCAAAAAAUUCAUCGCCAGAUUGAGGAAGGAAAAAGAGGAAUUUGACAAUUAUGUACAGCAAGACGCUCACGAAUUUCUCAACUUUCUGAUCAAUCACAUCAACGAAAUUAUUUUGGCCGAACGAAAUCAAGGUCAAAAGAAAAAUGCAACAACAAACGAACCGCCAGAACCAACUUGGGUGCAUGAAAUUUUCCAAGGAAUUUUGACGAGUGAAACUCGAUGCUUGAAUUGCGAAACGGUCAGCAGCAAAGAUGAAAACUUUUUCGAUCUGCAAGUGGAUGUGGACCAGAACACAAGUAUUACGCAUUGCCUGAGAUGUUUUAGUAACACGGAAACGUUGUGCAGCGAUAACAAGUUUAAGUGCGACAAUUGCUGCAGCUACCAAGAGGCUCAAAAACGAAUGCGUGUGAAGAAACUACCAAUGAUUCUUGCAUUACAUUUAAAACGAUUCAAAUACAUGGAACAGUAUAACAGGCACAUAAAAGUGUCACACAGAGUAGUCUUCCCGUUGGAGUUGCGACUCUUCAAUACGUCGGACGAUGCAGUUAAUCCUGACAGACUGUACGAUUUAAUGGCCGUGGUAAUUCAUUGCGGAUCCGGUCCGAAUCGCGGUCACUACAUUAGCAUAGUAAAGAGUCAUGGUUUUUGGUUGCUGUUCGAUGACGACAUGGUCGAUAAAAUUGAAGCGUCAACAAUUGAAGAUUUCUAUGGGAAUAGUCUCACGUCCGAUAUCCAGAAGUCAUCGGAAACCGGUUAUAUAUUGUUCUACCAGUCCCGUGAUUGUUCUGCUUAGGAUGUAUGCCCAUUUUUACGGUUUUAAUUCUAUUUAUUUUUGUUAUUUGUUUAGACACAAAAAAUUUGUUAUUUGUAGAGAUAUGCUUAAAAGAAAUAAA